UGCAGCUGAUAUUUUAGCCUGCAGGAUUGGGUCUGUUCUCCAUUUGUGGUACAAGUGUUUAACUUUUAGGCUGUAAAUGCAGAGCCUGUAACAACCACUUAGAUUGAGAAGGAUCUACAGAGCUGGCACUUUAUCAGCCAUAAUGAAGAGCAUUUUUUUCUUCUCCUGUUUUUUAUAUGCAGCUGAACUAACAGAAGGAGUCAUAAUUAAAGUAGAGGGAUUCGAGGGGAGAAAUGUCUCCUUCCAAUGCUCGCACACACUUGCAUGGAAAAACCAUAAGUAUUUUUGCAAAGAUCCAUGCACACGCAUGGAAGACAUACUGGUUACUGUAGAAUCUGGCAGAAGAGCAGAGUCCGGGAGGAUAACUCUGGUGGACUCUGGGAAUGGAUCUUUCUCUGUGACCUUCAGUCAUCUUCAGCUGUCAGACUCACAGAAAUACCGGUGUGGAGUAGACAGGCCUGGUUUGGACUCAUACAUUGAUGUACAGCUCACAGUAAUGAAAUCUGUUGAAAAUGAGACUGAUAUUUCUUCUACAUUGCCAUAUCCAAAUCCCACCUUGAAGCAGUCCACAACAGGCAACAUCAUUUGUGCUACCAUUGGGGGUGUUAUUCUGAUCUCUGUCUUGAUGAUGGCAGUACGCUUCAAGAAAUCCAGAAGAACAUCAAACAAUAAACUACAGGUUUACACCAACAGAGCAGACACCAGAAAUUCAAAUGAAAGCGAGGUAUGA
Haplochromis burtoni (Burton's mouthbrooder) is the source of this 730-nucleotide messenger RNA. RefSeq names its product CMRF35-like molecule 9. The record is from RefSeq and is a predicted model, not a curated record. The transcript is spliced from 4 exons. Bases 143 to 730 code for a protein of 195 amino acids. Lineage: Eukaryota; Metazoa; Chordata; Actinopteri; Cichliformes; Cichlidae.